AUUGGCUGAGCCGGUCCCUCAUGGGACAAGGCCAUUGGCUGGACCGGCCCCGCACGGUGCUAUUGGCUGGCUCGGCCCCGCUCGGGCGCUUAUUGGCCGGUCCGGGGUGGCGGUGCCUGUUGGUCCUUUUGAACGCGCCCCGCGCCCCAUAUGCCGCCAUGGCCGCCGCUCCGCGCUGCCGCCUCCCCCGCGGCUCCGUAUGUCCGCCUCUGCAAGGAUUGGAUGGCAUGAAAUCUUCAGAUGCACCAAAAAGUUCUCUGUCUUCUGAAACAUGUCCGUGGGUUAGGAAACAGAACAAUGAGACAAAUCUGAACAGUGAGAAGAGUGCCCCUACCCCUGUAACUGGAAGGAGGCUUGCAUCUGUCAGAUCAACACCAGCUCAUGGAACUCCAAAGCAUAAGAAAGAUCUUAUCCUAUUGAAAGAGAAAAAGAAGCAGAAGGCACUGGAGAAGGAGAUCCGUGCAUUAGUGAGAGAGCGUGGAGAGCAGGAUAAAAAAUUUCGGGCUCUGGAUGAGGAUUUUGCCAAGACUGAAGCAAAACUGAAUGCAGCAGUUAAGGAGAAAACAUCACUUUUGGCAAAUAUUGCAUGCCUAAAAAAACAGCUUCUGGAGCUAACAAGAACCAAUGAAGUACUCAAGUCAAAGCUGUCUGAAGAUGGUGUGCAGAAGAAAAUGAGCAGCCUAUGCAUGGAGUUAAUGAAGCUCAGAAACCAGAGGGAUGCUAAGGAGAAGGCUGUACUUGCAAAGCAGGAAGACAUGGAAAUGAAGCUGCAGGAAGUGCAAAAGAAUCUAGAGCAUUCGGAAGGCAAAGUAACACAGUUAAAAGAAAAACUGUCUGCUACGGAGAGAGAGAAAGCUGAAGACAAGUCUGACCCUGAAAAACUCCUUGAAUAUAUCACAGAGCUCAGAGUUGCAGAAACAGUUGAGAAAUACAAACUAGAUAUUGCUGAGAUGGAGGACACAAUGAUAAAGAAAGACCAAGAUAUAGGGGUCCUGAGGGAUACCCUUAAAACAAAGGAGGAAGAAACAUCUAAACUGAUAAAUGAACUAAAUGAAAGGUGUCAAUCGCUUGAACAAGAAAAAGAGAAACAGCUGUCUGAGAGCAGAGGAAAAUUCCUGAGUAUGAAUGCAGAAAUAGAAGACCUGAAAAAGAUGAACAGUUCAGAAAAAGAAGAACGUCAGAAACUACUUCAGAAACAUGAGGAGAUGGUCUCUCAGCUGCAGCAAGAGAAGGAGUCAUCUGCAUCAAUGCACCAGAAAUUACUUGCGGUACAAGAGGAAGUAACAAGUGAGAGACAUCUUCUUGAAGAAGAACUUAAUGAUACAAUGCAAGAGCUGAAUAAAUUACAUGCUAAGGAGAAGACGGCUGAAAAGAUAGUGAAGCAGUUGGAGAAGCAAAUAAAAUCUCAAGCUCUUGAACUUGCACAGAUGGAAGUCAAGCUCAAAGGGAAGAACGCUGAGUUGGAGCAAAUGAAUGAAAAGCACAGCAAUGCUCUUUUGCAUGUCGAGGAGGAGCACAGCAAUACACUGCGUAAACUUGGACAGACUGUUGCUGAGCUUGCAAGCUACAAGAAGAAAACAGAUGAAGAAAUAUGUAGUCUUAAACUGGAGAAUACCUCUCUCCAAGAAGAAGUUGCCAACCUUAAAAAAAGAGGCCAGGAUAAUCUGCAGCUGCUUCAAGAGGCAGAAUGCUCCAAAAACAAAGCGAAAGAAGAAUAUGCAAGGAUGCUUUUGGAAAUCCAGACUAAGCUUGCACUGAAAGAAGCAGAAAUGGAGAGAACAAGGGGGUCUUGCCUUGAACAAAUAACUAAACUGGAAGAGCAAACUGAAGAUCUGAAAAGGAAACUUGAAAUGGAAAGAUCAAGGAAAACAGUAUGUGAAGAUGAGACUUGUAGCUUAAAAGAAGAGAUAAAGACCUGGCGUAGUCUUUAUGAAGAUUUACACAACAAAGCUAAGCCUUUUCAGCAACAACUAGAUGCAUUUGAAGCAGAGAAGAACGCACUUCUAAAUGAGCAUGGUGCAGCCCAAGAAGAGUUGAACAAAUUAAGUGAAGCUUAUGCUAAACUACUUGGUCACCAGAACCAGAAGCAAAAAAUCAAACAUGUUAUGAAGUUGAAGGAAGAAAAUACUCACUUGAAGCAGGAUGUUUCAAAACUGCGUGCAUUGCUAGCAAAAGAAAAGCAAACCAGCAGAGACCUUCAGGAGCAGCUAAACGAAAUUCAGGGCAUUAGACGCUUUGAUCCUUCUAAAGCUUUCCAGCAUAACAGCAAGGAAAAUAUUGCUCCAAAAACUCCUCUUAAAGAAGGUAAUAAAAACAGAAUUUAAUCUAUACUUGGUAUUAAAAAAAAAUCGCAAUAACUCAAGAGUUUAAUGUACUCUAGAAGGCUUCAAAAGACUGCUUGUUCAUAGUGGACUUCGAUGCUUUCUACAAAACCAAUUAAUAGGAGUACCAGAGAAAUGGUCUGAAAUCAUAUUUUUGGAAAAACGGCACUUGAUUAUACCCUUGCUGAGAAGGCACAGUUAACUGCGUUCCAGACUCUUGGUAACAUAUUUAUGUUGUCAUACUAGGAGAAGUAUUUCUUGUUUUACUGGGUGGAGUUACUUUUAUGCUGAAGCUAUUUAGUUUGUUUUGAACAGGGCUUAAGUUCAGAAGAGGUCACUAAGCACUGGACAAUAAGGAUGACAAAUAAAAGCUGUUUUUAUCCCAUGCUUUUUGUGUUUAUAUUAUGUUGACUUUUAUUUUCAUUUUUGCUGUUUGGUUUAAUACUAGUGUAUUAUUAAUUAUGUAUUAAUAAUCCAUUAGUGUUUUCAAUACUAAUGUUGGUGGUUUUAAUACUCAUAGCAAGAAAGCUGCCUAGGAGACCGUUUUUUCCCCUCUGAGGCCUACAUAAUAGAGUAUCGAUGUCAAUAAAACUGGACUGUACAGUUACUUUCAAUGUUCAUAGUAGGAUCUGUAUUUGGGACAUGCUAGUUUCAGUCCUGGGGCUUGAUACUGCAGAUGUUAACCUUCAGGAGAGGAUUAUCAGUUUAACCUCAAAUUGACUGUUUUUAACUCAAUGUUGGCAUAAUCUGGCUAAGAUUAGUGUCUUGAGAGAAAUGUCUCUUUUAUGAAUGCUGUGCUCAGUGGACUCUUAAAUUGUCAUAUCUUUGCUGCCAGCUUUUUGAACUGAUCAAUGCUAUAUGAAGGGGAAUAACAGUCUAACUUGUCUUAAUUGGGUGUGAAGCUACCUACUGUAUGUGUUCAUUGUACAGUGUUGGAUUUCGGCAAGGUGAAAGCAGCAGUUUAACUGCAUCUAAAAUAAAGAAUUUUCUAGCACAAUAAGAAUUUAAAAUGAAAUAUGCUUUUUAUCCCUGGUUUAUGAAUGAAAUAAACAAUAUCAAAUUACAUGGUGUAAUAGAUAUGAAGUUCUGUAUUCUAGUCUUAAAUCUCUAUGACAAUGCCUAAUGUCAGUCUUGCCUCACAGAUCACGUAUGCUCCAAUAUUACAGAAAUUGUUUAAGAUGACCAGUGGUAUUUAAAGCCUACAGUUCCCUUUGUUUCUGGUGUGCUGUGGAUGUCUCUUAAAAAAAAAAAUAGAAGGUAAAUAUCAGAACUUAACUAUGGAGCUCUGUUUUGUGGGUCCUACAGAGACAGCGUACGCAAAUACCAGCAUGUGGAAUGUAGUACCCCUUAGAAAGGUGGAGAACUGAUACCUUCUAGAAAAUGAGAUGCCUAAAAUCCAUUUUGAGUCUGAUGAAAGCAAUGGUUACGCCUUGUCUGUUCAUGUCUUCUUUGUGUAUUUGCUGCAUUAGGUGAAAUUCGGAAGACCAAGGGUGAGUAUCAACUUCAGAUAUGUGAAUUAAUAACUUGGUGUUCAAUUUAGCAGUUAACCUAAAGCGCUGAGAGGCGUAUCUUACUAAGGAAGUUGCUGCAAGAAUUCAACACUGGAAUUGUAUUUUCUUGUGGAGAAAAAAAUAAAGCUAUUUUAUCUGAAAUAUAUAUGUGGGGUGAAAGGAAGUUGUAGAGGAAGUGUGCAUUAAUCUGACUCACUUGCAAAUGCGUUGCUCCUAUGAAUCCUGAAACCAAACUCCAUGCAGUGAGCAGCAGCGGCAAAAAAAAUGGGGUAGGAGUGGUGAAAAGCUGUUAACAGUUGAAAAUGGAGGCCGUAUCUCCCUACAGCUAUUAUAGUAGUGUUGCUGUGAUACGAUGGCAUCUUUGAUGUACGGUUGCUAACA
Molecule: messenger RNA, 4213 nt
Organism: Cuculus canorus (common cuckoo)
Lineage: Eukaryota; Metazoa; Chordata; Aves; Cuculiformes; Cuculidae
Gene: HMMR
Product: hyaluronan mediated motility receptor
Exons: 18
Coding region: 21-2324 (767 amino acids)
Cellular component (GO): membrane
Molecular function (GO): hyaluronic acid binding
Source: RefSeq, a predicted model, not a curated record